Messenger RNA from Eupeodes corollae, 1486 nucleotides. RefSeq names its product gustatory and odorant receptor 22-like. Bases 61 to 1395 code for a protein of 444 amino acids. NCBI's taxonomy places the organism in Eukaryota, Metazoa, Arthropoda, Insecta, Diptera, Syrphidae. The record is from RefSeq and is a predicted model, not a curated record. Gene Ontology annotation, biological process: sensory perception of taste. The transcript is spliced from 7 exons. Gene Ontology annotation, cellular component: membrane.
GUUUGAAUAUUUUUUAACACGACUAAUCAAAAGAGCAAUUCACAUUUUUGUUUAAAGGAAAUGAUACGAAUCGAAGAUGAAGAAUUUGAAGAAGUUCUUAGUUAUUCGCUUCUUAGAAACGAUCUUCAAACUCUACACAAAGUUGGAAAACCCGAUGCCAACAAGCUUUUAACUUUAAACGAUGCAGCUCGAAAAAGGGAACAAAAACGUUCGGAACGAGCAAAACUCAAAUCGGCCAAUGGAGACCAUGUUGAGAUUCACGAUCAAUUCUACAGAGAUCACAAGUUGCUUCUGACCUUGUUUCGAGUAUUGGCUGUUAUGCCAGUCCUAAGAUCAGAACCGGGACGGAUAUCUUUCUCGUGGAGGUCGGGAGCAACAAUGUAUGCCAUAUUGUUUUGGUGCCUUAUGACCAUUGUCGUGCUGUUCAUUGGACAAGAACGAGUUCAGAUUUUGAUAACAACCAAAGAUUUCGACGAAUAUAUUUAUGCCAUUUUAUUCGUAAUUUAUUUAAUUCCACAUUUUUGGAUUCCAUUUGUUGGCUGGGGAGUUGCUUCUCAAGUCGCUAAAUACAAAACAUCAUGGGGAACAUUUCAGCUCCGAUUUUAUAAAAUCACGGGGACAUCUUUGCAAUUUCCAAAUUUAAAAAUUACAAUCUACAUUAUAUCAGUUGGAUGUUUGUUAUGCGCAAUGUUGUUUUUGUGGCUGCUAAGUAUUUUUCUAGAUGGAUAUCCGCUUUGGCAUACGAUAGCUUAUUAUCAUAUUAUCACGAUGCUUAAUAUGAAUUGUGCUUUGUGGUAUAUUAAUUCAAGAGCUAUUAAAACAGCAUCACAUGCACUAGCAAAGUGCUUUAAAGCGGAUGUCUCCAGAGAAUGUCAUGCUUCAAUUAUAUCCCAAUAUCGUUUUCUCUGGCUUAACUUGAGUGAGCUUUUGCAGUCGUUAGGAAACGCGUAUGCAAGAACAUAUUCCACCUAUUGCAUUUUUCUAUUUGUAAAUAUCGCCAUAGCCGUUUAUGCAGCCUUUGCUGAAAUCAUCGACAAAACUAAUAUUUUUAGCAUCUCUUACAAAGAAAUGGGCUUCAUAGUUGAUGCAAUCUAUUGUUCUGGAUUAUUAUUUAUUUUCUGCGAUUGUUCCCACAAUGCAACUUUGGUCGUGUCGAAAGGUGUCCAAGAGACAUUGUUGUCAGUUGACUUGAGAAAUGUCGAUGCCCAAGCUCAAAAGGAAAUUGAUUUAUUCAUACUUGCCAUUGAAAUGAAUCCGGCUAUUGUAAGUUUGAAGGGUUAUGUCAAUGUUAACAGAGAACUAUUGACCUCUUCGAUUUCAACUAUAACAAUAUAUCUUCUGGUAUUAAUUCAAUUUCGAUUUACUCUGGAUCGGGGAGGAGAAGAGGACUAUUAAGGCGGAAUUUGUAUAUAAUUUUUGUGUAACUUCAUUUUGUAAAUAUUAAAACACGCACGAAACAAAAGAUAUAAUAAGCACUUCAACGAAA